Trametes versicolor FP-101664 SS1 is the source of this 693-nucleotide messenger RNA. RefSeq names its product HET-domain-containing protein. The transcript has a single exon. The record is from RefSeq and is a predicted model, not a curated record. NCBI's taxonomy places the organism in Eukaryota, Fungi, Basidiomycota, Agaricomycetes, Polyporales, Polyporaceae. The annotation marks the transcript as partial.
UACGCGAUUCUGUCUCACGUCUGGGCGCUUGACAACUCGAAGGAGCAGACUUUUGCAGACAUAGAGCGCCUGCAAUCCGAAGGCGUGACCGCGUACGACGACCCCCGUGUGAGCGCGAAGAUCCGGGGCUUUGUGGCCACCGCGAAGGAGCAGGGGCUCGGCUGGGUUUGGGACGACACCUGCUGCAUCGACAAGCGGAGCAGUGCGGAACUCGAGGAGGCCAUCAACUCCAUGUUCCGGUGGUACGAGGAAGCUGCGGUGUGCUUCGUCUAUCUGGAGGACGUGGAGGACGACUGCGUCGUGCAAGAGACGAACUCUGCAUUCCGCAGGAGCGUCUGGUUCACAAGAGGCUGGACACUACAGGAGCUCCUAGCGCCACAACUCGUCCUUUUCUUCUCGCAGGGCUGGAAAUGUUUGGGAACCAAGUUCGGGCUGGCGCGCCUGGUCUGCGACAUCACAGGAAUCGACAUAGAGGUCCUCACGAUGCGGCUCGCGCUGAAGCACGUGAGCGUGGCCCGUCGCAUGCUAUGGGCCGCGAACCGCAAGACAUCGAGGAUCGAAGACCGGGCGUACUCCCUUCUGGGCAUCUUUGGCGUCUCGAUGAGCACCAUCUACGGCGAGGGCGGCUAUGCCUUCCGGAGACUGCAGGUGAAGAUCAUGAAGCACAAUACAGACCAUACGCUGUUUGCGUGG